This is a messenger RNA of Podospora anserina S mat+, 483 nucleotides long. RefSeq lists its product as uncharacterized. Gene Ontology annotation, cellular component: cytoplasm. Bases 1 to 483 code for a protein of 160 amino acids. The transcript is spliced from 2 exons. The record is from RefSeq and is a predicted model, not a curated record. Gene Ontology annotation, molecular function: protein phosphatase inhibitor activity. Lineage: Eukaryota; Fungi; Ascomycota; Sordariomycetes; Sordariales; Podosporaceae.
AUGAAUCCCCACCAGGCGAAGAUCAAUGUCGAGUCCCUCUCCCCUGAGGAGCAGCGCCUCGUCCGGCUCUACGGCAAGCUCCCCAGCAAGUCGAACCACCUCGCCAAGCAUCUCAAGGAGCGCAAGUACUUUGACAGCGGCGACUACGCGAUGAGCAAGGCCGGAAAGGGCGACAGCGUCGACACGGGCUCCGUUGGCAGCCAGCACCCCGUCCCCGAGAACAUCCCCCAUCUGUCGAGCCCCGUCAGCGGACCCAACGGCAUUGGGAGCAUCCUCCAUCCCCACCAUCACCAUCAGCAUCACAAUGUCAGCAUGCAGGCAGGCAGCCCCGUCAAAGAGAGCAGCUUUCUUAACCGGGAGACCAGUGCCGAGGAGCUCGAGAAGGGGGUCCCGGUCUCUGGUGCCGGUGCAGAGAACGGUCAGGCUGGUGCCGAGCCGGCUGUUACACCCACCGCUCAGGACGAGCUUCCGACUAGACGAUAA